AUGGCGUAUGCAUUCGAGCAACCCAGUUUCGAUUGGGAGUCUAAAUAUUUGUACUUGGAAUUUACUCGAUUCCGACAGCAUGCUGAGCUCGUUUUCAAGGGUCCACUAUCACAAACAGAUGAUAAGAUAAGGGCAGGAUGGUUAGGCAUGUGGAUUGGAAAACAAGGGAGAGAAAUUUACAAAACAUUCACUUGGGAAGAAGAUGAAGAAGAUAAACCAGAAGCAAUAUUCGGCAAGCUUGAAAAUUAUUACCAAGACGCUGAAGACAUUUUAAUUGACUGUAUAAUACGUGGGGUGUACUAUCCUCGAGUUCAAGAGAAACUGUUAGAAAAAGGGGAAAGACUUACUCUAGCUCAAGCAUUAGAAAUAGGUAGACAGUAUGAGUCAUCCCAGCAACAAAUGAAGAUUCUAAGACCAGAAGUUGAAGUUUCCGCCAUUAAUCACAAGUCACAUAAGAGUAAGGAAAGCCAUGCUAGUAGAAAUCCCUCACAAGCCUCUAAGAGACAGGAACACGUACCUUGGAAGCAAAAUAACAAGAAAUGUGUGAAAGCUGAUUAUGAAAAACUUAGUCUUCACAAGAACUUGAACCAAACAACUAAAGUUCUUCGCUUCUACUCUAAUCACAAGAUCCGCCCAAUCAGAAAAGCACAGCUUUCAGUGGCAUACAAUACUACUCAGUUGCCAGUUGACUUUGAAGUAGUGGACAUAGACCAGGAAAAUGUCAUUAACGGUGAAGUUUCAGAGAAAGUUGGGCUCCUCCAUAGAGUCAGAGUAAACAAGGUAAACAGUGUAGAUGAUUUCACUGAACUUGCCAGGAACACAGGUACGCUACCAGGUAAGCAUACCAUAAAGAUAGACCCAACAGCAAAGGGAGUUAUACAUCCAGCCAGACGACAGCCAGCAUCACUGAAGCCACGCAUCGUAGAGAAAUUACAGGAAAUGGAAUCAGAUGGCUUCAUUACCCGAGUCCAUGAGCCAAAUGAAUGGGUCAGUUCAAUGGUUGUUUCAUUAAGAAAUGAUAAAGUGAGAAUCUGUAUAGACCCAUGUGAUUUGAACAAUGCAAUCAAAGGAGAGCAUCAUCCACUGACAACUAUUGAAGAAGUUGUAGCUAGUAUUCCAAAAGCCACAGUGUUUUCUGUGUUAGACGCCACACAGGGAUUUUUGCAGAUACAGCUUGAUGAGCAGUCAUCCUUUUUGACUACUUUCAACACUCCAAUUGGCAGGUACAGAUGGCUUCGCCUACCCUUCGGCAUUAAAUCAGCGCCAGAAAUCUUUCAGAGAAUCAUGGAUGAAAUGCUUGAAGGCAUAGAAGGUGCCACAGCUAUAAUGGAUGACAUAUUGAUAGCAGGCACAGAUCGUGAGCAUCAUGAUUCGAUUUUCAAGAAGGUUAUUCAGAGAGCUACUGAAUACAACCUAAAGCUCAAUUUUGAUAAGUGUCAGGUGCGUCAGCCCAGAGUUCAGUAUGUGGGACAUAUCCUCACAGCAGAGGGCCUGAGCCCAGAUCCAGAAAAAGUGCGCACAAUAACUGAUAUGACACCACCCACAGAUAAGGAUGGAGUACGAAGAAUACUUGGUCUUAUACAGUAUCUAGCCAAGUUCAUACCAAACCUGAGUCAGGUGGAUGCCCCACUGAGAGCAUUAUUGAAGAAUGAUGUGUCAUUCAAGUGGGAACAUGAGCAACAAGCAAGUUUUGAGGAACUCAAACACUUGUGCAGCACACCGCCUGUAUUAGCUUAUUAUGAUGUGAACAAGCCCGUAGAGAUUCAGUGUGAUGCAUCAAGAAGUGGACUAGGGGCAGUGCUAAUACAAGAUGGCCGACCUAUAGCAUACACGUCACGUUCUCUUACUGAUGUUGAAAUGCGUUAUGCUCAAAUAGAGAAGGAAAUGCUCGCCAUUGUCCAUGGAGCUAUAAAAUUCCACUGCUACAUCUUCGGUAAGGAAACAACAAUGUACACAGACCACAAGCCAUUAGAGAGCAUUCUUAAGAAGCCAUUACUGUCAGCUCCAAUGAGAUUGCAGAAGAUGUUGCUACGUCUACAGUGGUACAAUCUCAAUGUUGUAUACAGGAAAGGCAAAGAUAUGGUGGUAGCAGAUACAUUGUCGAGAGCAUACUUACCAGACACCAGUUCUGACGUGACAGGACUAGAUGAUUUAUGUUUAGUUGAUAUGAUCUCUGUGAGCAGCGAGAGAUACUCUGAUAUUAGAACAAGAACGCAAAGAGAGCUACAGCCUCUAUACAACACAAUUGUUCAAGGAUGGCCAGAUACACGUAGAGAGACACCUUAUGAAAUUAGAAAUUUCUGGGACUCCAGAGACCAAUUGUCUGUGUUUGAUGGUGUAAUCUACAAAGGCCUCAGAAUAGUUAUUCCACCGUCAUUACAAAAGUACAUGCUUAGCUUGAUACACGAGUCACAUCUUGGAGUUGUGAAAUGCAAACAGCGUGCAAGGGAAGUCAUGUUUUGGCCUGGAAUGAAUAUGGAAAUUGAAAACAUGGUGAGAGACUGCAUAAAUUGUUCUGAGUAUCAAAACAGGUUACCCGCAGAACCGUUGAAACCGACCGUCCCUCCAGAUCUACCCUAUACUGAAGUUGGUUGUGACAUAUUUUACUUUGGAGCAAAGAAGUACCUACUUCUCAUUGAUUACUAUUCAAAGUACAUUGAUGUUGUAGAACUGAAUGCCGCAACUACAACUGCUACAAUCAAUGCUAUAAAAUAUGUGUUUAGUUGUCAUGGCAUACCUCUUAAAAUCAGAUCAGACAAUGGACCACAGUUUAGUUCAUGUGAAUUCAAACAAUUUUGCAAAGUGUAUGAUAUUGAACAUAUGACCUCCAGUCCUCAGUACCCAGGUUUAAAUGGGGAAGCUGAGAGAGCUAUUCAAAUUGUGAAGAAAAUGUGGAAAAAAUGUGAUGACAAGUAUCUUGCUCUACUCAACUACAGAACUACACCUUUGGAAGGCAUAAACUUGUCCCCUUCGCAGUUGUUAAUGGGACGCAGACCUAGAAACACACUGCCUGCAGCUCGAAAUCUGUUAAAACCACAGGCAUAUAACCAACGAGAGGUGAAACGUCAUUUUAGCCAGGAGAAACUAAAACAGAAAUAUUAUCAUGAUCAAAGGAAAGGUGCUAAAGAACUAAAAGCUUUCAAUCCUGGAGAACAUGUGAGAAUGCAGCCUCAUCCAGGUUCAAAAACAUGGGUACCAGCCAUUGUUGUUAAACGUCAUACACAUCCAAGAUCAUACAUAGUGGAAGGAAAUGACCGUGUAUACAGACGUAAUCGUCAGCACUUAAGAUCAUCAACAGAAAAAGCACAUCACUAUAACCCUAAUUUUGUUGACUUGGAGCCAUGUAAUGAGCCAUUACAUUCACCUAUCAAGGAUCAACAUAUAGUACCUGAGGAGACAGUAACACCAACCCGAGAUCAGUGUAAAACACCAACAAAAACAGUGACACCAGCAAUUAAUACCCCAAGGAUUGUAACAAGAUCUGGUCGUGUGGUGAAACCGCCAGACAGAUUAAAUGUAUAA
This is a messenger RNA of Lingula anatina, 3522 nucleotides long. RefSeq lists its product as uncharacterized. The record is from RefSeq and is a predicted model, not a curated record. Lineage: Eukaryota; Metazoa; Brachiopoda; Lingulata; Lingulida; Lingulidae.